CGCAAAGUAAUGACUAAUGACUAAGAAAAGUGGAGGGAAUGAUUCCACUCGGCACCGUUUAUUCCCCGGGGAUCUCGAUUUCCAUGUACAAUUGACUCGUUGCCCGAACUUCUCCGACGAGUUACUUGACUACAACUGCACUCAGUAUCUCCGACAGUUGGAUUUUCCUGUAUCAUACAACGAUAUCGACAUCGUAAUUAGGUCUUGUGUAAAAGUAAAACCAUGAAUAACUCGGAGCAGAAGGUGGUGGCUGUGAUCAUGGUCGGUGGUCCGACGAAAGGUACUCGAUUUCGGCCACUUUCGUUUAAUACUCCGAAACCUCUUUUCCCUCUAGCCGGUCAGCCGAUGGUUCAUCACCCUAUUUCUGCUUGUAAAUCGAUCCCUAAUUUGGCACAAAUAUUCCUCAUUGGAUUUCACGAGGAAAGGGAAUUUGCAUUAUAUGUGUCAUCAAUCUCCAGUGAACUUAAAAUCCCAGUCAGAUACUUAAAAGAAGACAAACCUCAUGGUUCAGCUGGUGGUCUUCAUUACUUUAAAGAUCUCAUCAUGGAGGAUACCCCUUCACAUAUCUUUUUGUUAAACUGUGAUGUCUGCUGCAGCUUUCCUCUACCAGAAAUGCUUGAUGCCCAUAGGAGAUAUGGUGGGAUGGGGACAUUGUUAGUUAUAAAGGUUUCUGCCGAGUCUGCUAGCGAGUUUGGUGAGUUAGUUGCUGACUCAGUUACAAAAGAACUUUUGCAUUACACAGAGAAACCCGAAACUUUUGUGAGUGAUUUAAUAAACUGUGGUGUUUAUGUUUUCACCCCAGAAAUAUUUAAAGUUAUUCAUGACAUACGUACACAACAUGAAGACAGAGCAAAUCUCCACACCCUAUCCAGCUAUGAUGCUCUUCGGUUGGCAACAAAGACACCUACUAAGGAUUUUGUUAGAUUGGAUCAAGAUAUAUUGUCACCACUUGCUGGAAAGAAGCAGUUAUACACUUAUGAAACAAUGGAUUUCUGGGAACAGAUUAAAACACCAGCGAUGUCUUUAAAAUGCUCGGCUUUAUAUCUUGCCCAAUUCCGAUUCAAUUCUCCUGGUCUUUUGGCUUGUGGGGAUGGAAUCAAGAAUCCAACGGUUGUUGGUGAUGUUUAUAUCCAUCCAUCAGCAAAAGUACAUCCAACUGCAAAGAUUGGUCCGAAUGUUUCGAUUUCUGCAAAUGUUCGAAUUGCUGCUGGUGUAAGGCUCAUUAGUUGCAUCAUUUUAGAUGAUGCUGAGAUACAGGAAAAUGCAUUUGUAAUGUAUGCAAUUGUCGGUUGGAAGUCAUCGUUAGGAAAAUGGGCACGCGUCCAGGGUGAAGGAGAUUACAAAAGGAAAUUGGGAAUCACGAUCCUUGGAGAAGCAGUGACGGUUGAGGAUGAGGUUGUUGUGGUUAAUAGCAUCGUACUUCCAAAUAAAGUUCUUAAUAUAAGCGUGCAGGAGGAAAUCAUUCUGUAGAGAAGUUCACAUGGGAAGAGUAAAAAUGAAGUAGACUUCUUCCAUAAGCUUGUUGUAAUGUUUUAUGAUUUAUCAUUCGUUGUUUGGUUUUGUCUUUUCUGUAAGAUUUUAUGAUUACAAGGUUAUAAAUACAAUAGUAGAUAGAGAGUGGCGAAAUAGGGUGGGGUGAAACAAGUAAAGGCUUUAAGGCUACACCGCAUGAUUAUGCAAAGACAGAGGACAGAGAGAAUAGAAUGAUUGAUCGAUAGAGUUUGUUAGUGAUAAAUUUGAUGAGAUGAUAUGUUGUUUGAACCC
This is a messenger RNA of Lactuca virosa, 1764 nucleotides long. The record is from the annotation of a GenBank genome assembly. Lineage: Eukaryota; Viridiplantae; Streptophyta; Magnoliopsida; Asterales; Asteraceae.